Messenger RNA from Clonostachys byssicola, 1365 nucleotides. Lineage: Eukaryota; Fungi; Ascomycota; Sordariomycetes; Hypocreales; Bionectriaceae. The record is from the annotation of a GenBank genome assembly.
AUGCUUCCUCCAGAGAUUUGGUCCCGCGUGUUUUCCAACUUUCUUCCACCGACGACAUCGGAAGCCUCUCGGCACUCGCUCAAGCCCCUUUAUUCCCUCUGCCUCGUCAGUCGCAAAUUCCGCCAAAUUGCCCAACCUCUAUUGCACCACACUAUUGCCUCCGACUACCGACACCUUAAACAUGAGCCCAAGCUAGUCAGAAGCCUUUAUGAAUUACCUGAACUGGCUCGUGCCGUGCGCAGGGUGGCGUUGGUCGACCAUGGCCUUAAGACUCUGGCAAGCGAUCGGCAGCUGGUGGAGGAUGUGAUCCGUUCUUUACAUGUUCCAGAGGCAUUCAGGCCUCGGCUAGAAGCCUAUCCCGAUCCCGAGAUUCCAGAGGUUUGUUUUGCGGCAAUUGUUCUUUCAAUGACAACUGCGGUACGCGAGAUCGAUAUACGCUUCAACUUCCAUGGUGACGAAACAGCCACAGAUCUCAUGGCGCUCCUGAUCGGACCCGACAGAAUCGCCGGCGAUGAGAUUUCACACCCUCAGAUAGAGUACGGGGUAUAUGGUCUGCCGUCUCUGAAGCGCAUGUCACUCACUAUUGGUGACGAGAUGUGUUCCAGCAUUUCUGGGUUUGAGUCAGUGUUAUUGCGGCCAGGCUUGGAGCAAUUGUGUCUUAAGAAAGCCUACUGGCACUUGAGCGAGGAUGAUGCAACACGGUGGCCAGAAGCGACAUCCGAUCUACCAUCGCUCACCCUGUGUGACUCGAUAGUCAAUGGCCACUCCAUCCAGGAUAUCUUCACCCGGUUUCCGAACCUUCGAGUCUUCAACUACACUGCAUCCGACCGGUUCUCGGGACGUGAGGAGGAUUACCAGCAUGAUGAUCCGGAGUGGGGUUUUCACGCUGCCGACGUCGGCGACUCUCUGAGGAGGUUUGGGACCAAGCUCGAGGCUCUGACUCUCAGAACAACAACAUACCGCGAGGGAGAAACGUACGACGGGGAACUUUGGGACGACAGCCUCAUAGGUUCUUUGAAAGAACUGAAUGCCCUUCGUAAACUUGAAAUUGACUUAUCCGAACUGACAGAAAUUGACGAGGAUAAGGAUUCUGCCGAAUGGGCUCGAAAUAUCGUCGAGCUUUUACCGCCGAGCUUGGAGGAACUGAUCGUACCGUACCAGUACACCACGUUGGGACAAGUCUUGGAACUCAUCAAGGGACAACACUUCCCAGCGCUGCGACUGAUUGCUAUUGUUCCUAUUCCCGGCGAAAAAGCAUACGUGCCGUCAAUUAAAGACGAGGAGAUCCCAGGUUGGGCAUUGAUCCUCGGGGGGGUUGAUAUCUCAUCGACCGUGGAUGCGGCUUUUAGUUUUCAGAAGAAGUAG